This is a messenger RNA of Paramuricea clavata, 1289 nucleotides long. The record is from the annotation of a GenBank genome assembly. Lineage: Eukaryota; Metazoa; Cnidaria; Anthozoa; Malacalcyonacea; Plexauridae.
GGGCUGAUCCGUAUUGUAUUAUUAAAUGUGCUGGCAGAAAGGUGACAACACCAGUGCAAAAUGACACACUAAAUCCCAAGUUUAACGCAGGAGGAUUGUUCUACGUCAGAAAUAUCAACGGCGAAGUUGUUAUUGAUGUAAGUUAUUGCUGUCAGAUUAAAAAGGGUUAUUGUCGAGUAAAAAUACCAACAUGCGAUAAAGCACAAUAAUCUGACUACUUAAUAAACGCCCACAUUCUAAUAAACGCCUCUUAUCUAAUUGAUGCCCUGGUCUAAUCAUAUUUUGCAUUCAACGUCCCUUUUUGACUGGCAAACAGCUUGUAGAAGGUACUGGUAGAAAACGUUGUUCAUGAAGCACAAAACUGAAAUCUAGACUAUUCUCAUCUAUAAUAAACGCCUCCUCUUAAAAUACGAACGUUUAGUAAAAGCCCUGAGCGUUUACUGGAUUAUUUACAGUACCCAUCUCCUCGGAAAAAGAUGCAGAUUUUUAUUAGGCCUACUUAGAUCGAGUUUUACGCAAGGCCAUACUUGGCCCACAAUUGUUCAUGCAUGUGAAUGGACUAUACAGCCAAAACACACAAUAACCAUCUUAAUAAUGCAUUUGGACAAAUGGCGUUUAUGAAGUAAUAUGUCCUACACCGGAAGGAAUUUAUUACAUUGAUCUGAAAUACCCAAAAGUGUGUUGAAAAACAUGGCGUUAUUCAAGUUUAUGGGAUAACAUCUCAAACGGAGCAGUAUUUAAAGUAAAAUUGAACACGAAAGCUGACAUAACUUAUGGAUGUUUAUUCCCGUGGUGUCCAGACAAUAAUACAGUGCUGGUUUUCAUUGUGUUCAGCUCAUGAUUUGAGUUUGAGGCUGGGUUUACACUUGUACCGGAUAGCUUUUCGUAACGACAUGAACAUUCCGCAUUGGAUUGGAUUCGCGCCGCUAUAUGGAAAGCUAUCCGGUAUAGUGUAAACGUAGCCUUAGAAGCCAUAGCCUGAAAACAGACCUACGUUUCGCCCGCCCUAAAAUUCGCGGGUCGACGGAAGGGCGAAAAUGAAAAAGCGUAUUUUUACAAAGUAAAUGUGUAUUACGUCAGUCAUAAAACGUUCUUAUUUUGCUUAGGUAUAUGACAGUAACGUGUUUUGGGACAGUUUCAUGGGUCGUGCCGUUAUUCCAAUUGAAGUGAACAACAGCACAGUUCAACAGUCACUAAAGUUGAAAGGAAAAGGUCGAAAUUCAGGAGAAGAAAUUUCGGGAACACUGACCGUUAAGAUUUCUUGUUUCGCUGAAUUGAAAUCAGUGUAA